ACAUUAAUUUCUGCAAUCGCGUAAACAUGGUUCUAGGAUUACGAGUAGAAUAAAAACAUAAGAUAUACAUUUCCAUAUUCUAUCUUGAAACUAUGUAUAAUAAUUCUGACAUCUCGAUGAUACAAGCAUUUACGUGACACCCCACUAACACUUUGGUAUGGUAUUAGCUUUUUCAAUAAAAUACUUUAUUCUUCUGUUUUACUUAACUCACAUAUAUUUAUAGUUAUAGUUAACUCAUUCCUUACCUUUAAAUUUCGCGCACUUAUGCUAGAACCAAUCGACAAUGCAGCAGUUGCGGCACCAAUGUGUCACGUGAUCACAGCUCUUCCGCAAAGCGCUUCACUUAUGAUAUGGCGGGCACGCGCCACACGGUGGUGCAUGAUCUAGAAGGAUAAAAAUUCGAGGCAGGCGACACAUCGAAUGUGUCCUCUUUUAUAACCUCUAAAUCUGUAUUUUCGUACUUGUAUCUUCGCGAGACGAUACGAAGCGGCAAGCUAUUUCCCUGGCCUUUCUUGAAAUCUGCACAGCCGGUCGAUCGUUCAUUUACAAGAGGUUUACCCCAAAAAUCGAUAACCACAGGUUAUACAUCUAUAAAGUGUGGGUCAUGCAGACCACUUGCAGAGUAAUGUAAUGAAUAACUGUGGGAACUCUAAUACUAGCACGAGGCUACGUGGUUCCAAGUGCACCGAGACUCAAGACGAGUCUGUAAAUCAAGGAGGGGAUAUAGAGAAAGAAGACAGUGGCGUGAUAAGUGGUUACAGUGUAAAUGACCUUAAUGUAUCGCGCAGUACCCUGGUCAUUUGUCAGCGAAACUCCAAUUACUCGUCAGACCACGGAUUUGCUAGAUUUAAAUCAAGACUCAGUGGUAUUCCAAGAAAUGAAUUUCGAAUGGCACGUGGUGGUAGCUCUGCAGAUCGUGCCAGAGGUGGAAUACGUGGCAGAGCUUUUAAAAAGACCCUCAACGAUCGUGAGUCAAAUUCAGAGUCUAUCCAUCACUCUACAUCUAGACCCAAGUUUCAAGAAUCGUUGAAAAAUCAUGAGAAUGCGCAGGGCAAAUACUACGAUGAUAAAAGAAUAAAUGAGGACUCGAAGAUUUCCAAGCUUUUGCGGCGAUUGUGUCGCGAAGAUGAUUACGAUCAUCUCAUGGUGCUUUGCAAGCAAGUGCAGGAAAGUAUCGUCGCACCUGAAAAUCAACGAUUCAUACGACGAAAUUUGGAAAAUAUUUGUGAAAGUCUGUUAGAUUUUUUACACUCUGGUCCUGGUCAGGAGGCAAGACAACAGAUUGCAAAAUGUUUGGGUCGAAUUGGAUACGUAGUGGAACAAGAUUUUAAAAGGUAUAUAGACUGGAUCUUCAGCAAAUACUUAUUGGAACAUAAAGAUGAUGUGAAAUGUCUAUUAAUCAAAUCACUUAUUGAGACGCUUAAGAUGGACCCUGAAAUGUCUAAAUUGAAAGAAUUUGCCGUGCCAAUAAUGUCUCAAUUACAAUCAAUAUUGGAAAAUGUUGAUAGAGCAGAUUUACUAGUGGUAACUGUGGAUGCUAUAUUACUCAUCAUAGAUUCCUAUCCAGAGACGUUUACGACCCAUUUCCGCGAUACCGUGGACAUACUUGUGGGUUGGCACAUCGAUUCCACGCAACAAAAGUCAGUUGUCGUUUAUGCGAGUCGAUGUUUACAAAAGUUGCGUUCAUUCUGGAUAGCGGAUAUGCAGUUUACUCUGACGUUAUUAGGCCAAUUCUUGGAAGAUAUGGAGAGUUACGAUGAGGAAUUGAAUUUGCCCGAUUCUGGACGUACUUCGCCCGGCGACGAUGGAUCCCCAACACCGAGAGAAUGUAUCCUGCGAAUCACGUCAUUAAUAUCUGUCUUCAAUACAGUAACCAAGAGCAUAGCCGAACAUUUAAAUCCAAAUCUUGCACCUAACGUACAGUGGUCUUUUCUAACAAAUUGUCUGUCCAAGAUGCUCAAGACCGUUGUCAAAGCGAUCGAAUUGGAAGAAGAGAAUGAUACUUGGCCCAAAACAUCCAAUAACACGGAAAACUUGGUCAGAUACGUAAGAAAUGUGAGUUCGUCGGAAAAACAUGUCGAGAUGCUUUCCAAACAUUUCAAUAAAGACGAGAUUACCGAGGAAAACCUUAUUAAGAUGAUCAAAUCCCUUACUUUAAAUAAGAAAGUUGAUAAGAAAAAUUUCAAGAUAGGUUCUGAUAAAGGAAAUGCUCUGUCCAAGGAGAAAGGGCAAUUGUUGAUGAAUGUAUUGAGAUCAAUGGAACCUAGAGACAAACAGAUAGAAAACUUGGCGGAAGAAAAGGAAGAAUUGAUCGUAGUCGCGAAUGAAUGCGCCUUCUUGCUUCUCGGAUAUCUUCAGAGCCGUGUAGCAAAAAAUCACGAUCUUCUUUAUAAAUUUAUCCAACUUCAAUUACAGAGAGUCAAUAUUUUUUGGGACGAUACUAUUAUUUCGAUGUUGACUAUCAUAUCGAAAAUAAUAAAAGAAGUGUCCGCGAACCUGCCACUGGAGUUAGUACACAUAUUACUCGGCAAGAAUUCAACGCUGCUGAAAUUGAGAUUCCGAAAUUCCAUUUCUAUUCAAAAUGCGAGUCUGGGAGUAUAUCACAGUCUUCUAAGCCUGAAAAAUAUUCCAUUACUGCAAGAAUCUUAUCGCUAUAUACUAGCGGAUUUGGAGAUCGCUUACAGGCUCAUACUACCCAACAUGGACAUCUUGGUUGACAAUCCAUUAAAUGAUUUGAAAUACAGUAAAAGUGACGUUGAGAUUGUAGUUACGUUUAUCCUAUGUGCACUUUCGGACAUAGCAAACGCAAGUAAUUCGAUUAUUGGAAUGUGGGCUCUUAAACCAAGUAUCUUGGAACUUGUCGCAGUCAAGUUAAAACCAUACGAUACUGCACUAUCUUCGGCGAGUCCGUUUUUACAAUAUAACAUUCUGUAUUUGCUUUACGCACAUUGUUCCAGGUACAAUCACUUUGUUCCAAGUUCCAGUUUGAUAACAGGUACCACCGCUUGUCGCCCGAUGGACAUGUUUCCUGGGACUUUGGAUGUACCAGCGACAUCACCAUCCAGUGGUCAUCUGUCUAUAAUUCUCAAUUUGAUAGCAAAGACGUACAACAAGAAUACACCUGCAUGCACCUUGCUUCUUUUGUCCACUUGGUUGCAAGAGAUUUGUGUACAGUCUGAAAAAUACAUUGGGAUCUUGAGUGAAACUCAGGAGUGCCAAAAUAUCAUUUCGUGUUUAAUCAAUUGCGGUGCUACAACCAAUGACGACGUUGCGAGCGCGGCGUGCAAUCUCUUGGAAAUAUUAGUGACCGCGAAGAAUGUGGUAUGGAAGCAAGAGAUCUACUCAAGUAUCGUCGAUUUAGCAACGUUGCAUUUGACCUCUUGUAACAAAACCAUUCGCGAAAAGUACGGCGCGCUGCUAAUGUGUAUGCCCAUUAAUAUUGUUAUACCGAAAUUAAACAAACAGCAUUUAUUCUCAGAUACCAAGAAGGUACGAGAAAUCGUGACCUAUUCGACAGAAUCAUUGAUUCUUGCUCAAAGAUUGCACAUGCGAGGUAACAACAAUGGAGAAUUGUUGGCGCAACAUUUUAAAACGUACAUGGCGUUUCUUUUACAAGAACAUUAUCUCGACGCAUCCGGGUUGUCGGAGAUAUUUACUUUGUGUUGGCCUGCCAUACCGGAAAAUGGGACUACAGCGAGGAUGUAUGAUUUGGCACUGGCAAAUUGUACAUUCCUGUUUUUUUGGAGCGGUUUUGAAGCGGCGCAACACUGCGUCCUCAACAAGCUUCGUACUUCUCUGGGGAAGCCGCAGGAAACGUUUACGUCGAUCGAGAGUGCCCUGAAAAUUCUGGCUCGUGAGAUAUCGUGCCAUAAUGGAAUGGAGAAGGACAUGAUGAAAAAGGAGAGACUGGGAUUAGAUCACAUCUUGCACGAGCACACGCGGGUGCGACUCUUGGUCGAAUUUCUGGAACAUCUGGAAAGAGUAAUUCACAAUGCGGCUGACGGUUGCGCGAUGGCGCUCUUGCCAUUGUCAAAACCAGUUAGGACCUUCUUUCACACAAACAAGUCAACAUGCAAGGAAUGGCUAAAUCGUAUACGAUUGGCCCUGUGCGUGGUCUCGUUACACUCGGGCUUGGCAACGAGUGCGCUGCGAAACGGCCAGAGGUUACUCGAGGAUUUGUGCAAUGUUGAUAAUACGCAAGGCAUUGAAUUUGAGAGGGCAACUCUGUGGACGGCACAGGCGAUGGUCACGCUCGGCGAAGCGGAAGCGUUACAAGGUCUUUACGUGUACACCAAGAGCAAGGACAGACAUUUUCCGUGGCUGAAGGCGGCGAUGGAGGAGGCCGCCGGACGUUACGAGUCAGCGGCGGAUGUCUACAGGCAGAUGAUCGACGAACACAGCGCUCGUGUCGUUAAACCAAACGACGACGAAAAUCGCAGACUCGAGAGUGACAAUCAGGUACUAGGCUUCUGUAUGCAAAGGCUCUCCAAUUGUUAUAAAUCGGUCAACGAUUGGUCCGGAUUAGUCGAGUGGAAAUCACAGGAAACAGAGAUGCUGCGGCAAGAUGAUUAUACCAUCCUGAGAAGGCAAAUGACGGAAAAUAUCGUUCCGCAACAGGCAGAUUGCCUGAAAAAAUUCGAGAAAGGUGAAUUGAUUUCAUUGGACGAAUUAACCAAUUGGAAUUUACUGGACGAGGAGAAGAAAAGUAAUUGGAGCUGCGCGAAACAAUUGGUUGCGUGUAGCAAUAGUUUGACGAAUAUUGCACUGAGGCUUCACUUCAAUGAAUUCGAUGACUCGUUUGACGAAAGUGUUAUCGAGAAGUGCCAAAAAGUUGCGGCCAAGAUAAUGCAGGACGGAUUACGAAAUGUACCGUCGGAGUAUCUCAGCGACGCUAUAUUGCUCCAGUAUUCCGCGACGGGGCUGAAGAAUUUAUCGCGCGGCAAGAAGGACAGGAAUAUUUUCGAGUUGUACAAAAUCGAUAAAGUCAAUAAUAUAAAUUCGAACAUUUUGACGCAGAUUUUGUGGUGGUCCGAGUAUCUGGAUCAAGCAUGCGACAGUAGCUCUUCCGCGGAAGUGGACAAUUUACGAUUACACGUCGUCAGAACAGCCAGGAAAGAGGGUAACUUUAAUUUAGCGAAACGAGAGAUAAUUAAAUAUUUGAAGUCGGAGCGAGACUCGAUCCGACUGCAAAUUCCGAUUGCUUGCACUUUUACCGAAAUCACGAGCAGUAUGCUAAACAACGGGUCUGUUGACGUGAAAUGGACCAAGAGUAGUAUGAGGGCCUUCAGGGAAUUAUCGAAAUUACUUUAUGACAUGGAGAACACGAACGAGGCAUUGAGAAUGUGCUGCGUGACUGCGUUGGGAAUUUCGCGUGCGAUAGUUAGUGGCGAGCAAUCCGCCGAUUUACGAGAAACAGGAACCAAGCUCUUGCUCACGCUGGCCAAGUGGAUACAGCAGGACACAAAUGUGAACGAGAACCCCCAGCUGGAGGAAUUGCUCAGAUUCGAAGCCAUGCACAAUGAUGGCUUAAUGGACAAGCUAUUUGGCGAGACAAUCGAUCUGAUUCCCAAGUCGGACAUGAUAAUCGGUAAAUUGAUGCAACUCGGUGUGAAUCAAUGUCCAGAUCUGCCGCGCGCCUGGUCCAGCUUCGCUGCUUGGUGCUAUAAGUGGGGCCGGAAAAUCGUGGACAACUCCAAUUCUGGCCAACUGACGGAUACCGAUCGUAUAAACAUACAGUCCUUACUGCCGAUAGAUAUAGCCGAGGCCGACCUCGACACCGUAUUCUCUAUAUUGAGUCAAAACAAAACCAUACCCGAGGAUGAGGGCGAUAUCGAUACGAACGACAUAAACACAUCCGACAUGAUAGAGAGUCAAUUGAGGAACGUGUCGGUCUUAAACCACGCCAGCAAUGAACAUCUCGGUAUGUUGGUCGACAUCUGGCGACAGGCGCAGAAGAGGAUCUAUUCGUAUUACGAACUUUCGGCGAACGCGUACUUCAAGUACUUGCAAUUGGCGAAUAACGACAGCAACGAGUGCGACACCAUCACGGCGACCUUGAGACUAUUGCGACUCGUGGUGAAGCAUGCUUUGGAGUUGCAAAAUGUUCUCGAGGCCGGUCUUUCGACAACCCCGACCGCGCCAUGGAAGGAAAUUAUACCGCAAUUAUUCUCGAGGCUUAGUCAUCCCGAAGCUUAUGUGAGGACACAGGUGUCUGAGCUAUUGUGCCGAGUGGCAGAGAAUUCACCGCAUUUGAUCACGUUCCCAGCCGUGGUAGGUGCGGUAUCCGGAAGCCAGAAAAAGAUCUACGACAAGAUCCGAGUUUAUGAGAAGCCAGAUAACGAUAAUAAUUUGCAGAAUGAUAUAGACAUGAACGCUGCUAUGGAGGAGCAAGAAGAAGAAGACGGACGACAGCGGCGGCAGCAGCAGCAGGAAGAAGAGGGGAGGAGAGAGGACGAUGACGAGGAGGAAGAAGAGGAGGAGGAGGAGGAGGAGGAGGAGGGGGAGGAGGAGGAGGAGGAAAACGAAAACGAAGAGAUGGCAACGGAAACGAUAACCGUAUACAAUGACGAUCACGAGAGUUUUAUGGAUUCUUAUUUCUCACAGUUGGUCGAUUGUCUCUCUAAUCGUAUCCAGGAUUCAGUGGUCCAAGUAAAGGUGCUAGUGAAGGAACUCCGACGAAUUACGUUGCUGUGGGAUGAACUGUGGCUAGCAACGUUGUGCCAACAUCACGCGGAAAUUACCAAACGUUUCGAGCAGUUGGAGAUGGAGAUUCAGCGAGUACAGGACAAUAUUUGGCUUACGCCCGAAGAGAAGGCUAAAUUGAUCGCGGAAAAGCAUAGGAUUAUUUUGAAACCGAUUACAUUUAUAUUGGAGAAUCUGCUAGCUAUGACAUCUGUACCUACCGAGACGCCGCAUGAGAAAAGCUUUCAGGAGAAAUUUGGUGCAUCCAUCGAGGAGGUGAUAAAUCGACUCAACAAUCCCAAGAAUCCGGCAAAGCCUCAAGUGGCCAGUUUGGCCUUGAAACACUUGGAAAGCAAAUUGGCGCAACGCGUGCAUCGACGAGCCGCUUAUUCUUUGUCAAUGAUGGAUAUCAGUCCUGUCCUGGCCAAUCUGAAGGACACUUGCAUUGCCAUGCCGGGCGUCGCUACUAUGGGCGCCGAUAACAGGAUAGUCACCAUUAUGUCGGUGGACAAUAAUGUUCAGAUUCUACCGACGAAAACAAAACCUAAAAAGCUCAUGUUCCACGGGUCCGACGGUCACGUAUACACGUACUUAUUUAAAGGAUUGGAAGACUUGCAUCUGGACGAGAGAAUAAUGCAAUUCUUGAGCAUAUGUAACACUAUGAUGUCGAAGAACAGCGAUACUAAGGUCUAUAGGGCGCGCCACUAUUCGGUGAUCCCGUUGGGUCCUAGAUCUGGUCUCAUUCAGUGGGUCGACGGCGUGACGCCAUUGUUCAUACUUUACAAGCGAUGGCAACAACGUGAAUGUGCCGUGACCAGUAAAACCGCUGGUGGCAAUUCUACGAUUAUGCGACCAUCCGAGUUGUUUUACAAUAAACUGACACCGUUGCUAAAGGAGUGCGGAAUCGGUUUAGAAAAUCGGAAGGAGUGGCCUAUUCACGUGCUGAAAAAAGUAUUGGAGGAAUUAAUGAGGGAGACUCCGAAGGAUCUACUGGCGAAAGAAAUUUGGUGCAACAGCAUCAAUGCUGGCAGCUGGUGGCAAGCUACCAAGAACUAUUCAUAUUCCGUUGCGGUAAUGUCCAUCAUUGGUUACAUCAUAGGUCUAGGCGAUAGACAUUUGGACAAUGUUCUCGUCGACCUUAACACCGGCGAAGUUGUGCACAUUGAUUACAAUGUCUGCUUUGAAAAAGGAAAAACUCUACGUGUUCCGGAAAAAGUGCCAUUCCGCAUGACGCCAAAUAUCAAAACGGCUCUAGGAGUAACCGGAGUCGAGGGUAUAUUUAGGUUUGCUUCCGAGCAUACUCUAAGAGUGAUGCGCAGAGGCCGCGAGACACUUCUCACCUUACUGGAGGCGUUCGUCUACGAUCCUUUGGUGGAUUGGCGGGCGGGUGCGGAUACCAGCAUAGCGAGUUACGGCGCUUGCCAGGCCAGAGCGAGAUGCACCGGCGUUGGACGGAAACAACUCGAGCAGGAGCUCACGCGUGCAAUGUUUGCAGUAAGAACGGCGGAGAUGCGCACCGAGUGGCUGACUAAUCGAGACGAAUUGGCUAAAACCUUGCCGUUGCUGUGCCAUCAUCUAAAUUGUUGGAUUGAGGCUACCGAGGCAUCGCGUCAAUGUCAGGAUUUACUGCAGGACCGACAUCAACAGCUCGCAUUAGUGAAAGAGGCGCAGGCGAUGGGUCGGAAUCACACGUUAUAUUCGGUAGUGAAGCGAUACAAUUCGUUCAAACGAGCGCGGGACUCUCACGAGAAAGCAAAAGCAGGUCUGAGGGAGAAGAUAGACGAGUGUGAGAAACAGAUUAAUGUGCACAAUAUCGCGUUGGCUGCAGUGCGAGGACCUCAGCUAGGACAAUGGCUAGCAGAAUUGGGAAGCUUGACCAAUCAACAGGAUCACGUAGUGUUCGAUCUUGUGAAGGAAUUCCUACAGAACGCCGGACAAAGUCAGAUGAUUGUGCAAUGCGAGCAGUCGGAGAACGAACUGACGCAACUAGCCACCGAUCAGGCCUUCUCCAUAAGCAAAUGCUUAGAGCUGUUGAAUCAGUAUUCCGCCAUCUGCAGUUUGUACCCUCUCAGCAGCCUGUCGCAUCAUCGUACCGUGCUUUAUCAUGCUUGGGCGAACGAACUGUUGGCCUCAGGUACCGUUGAGACGUGCCACGAGGUCAUGGCGCGGUUCGAAGCGAGUCUAAAUCCAAUCAAUCCUAACAAUCCGCAAGUUCAACAGAUAAUAACAUUCUCCUAUCAAUUGGAGGCCAUCUUGAACGAGUAUAGCGAGAGAUAUAAAAAGAUUUACGAGAGGACGGUAUCCGAAGGUUUACCGGAAGCUGGUAAUAGAAUCGAGAAGGCGUACACAGAGUCAAGGACGCAAAUUACGGGAUUUCUCCGACGAGAGAAGGGUGCGGAAAGAGCGCUCGAAUGUGUCAAUGUUACCGCGCUGUGUGCCUUGAAUCAGAGAUAUUUGAUGAUGGAGGGCGCUGCCAAGUGCGCCGGAGAUUGCUUAGUAGAUCUUACUUCUCGCGAGGGGGACUGGUUCCUGGACGAAAUGCGUCUGAUGUCGUCGUUGAUCGCAGAGUUAGUUACGUUGAUACCGGAAAAUCACAAGACCAACAACGAUCCCAAGAUCGCGCUUAUCCUCAAAUGCCUCAAGAGUGCCGAUUGUAUCUAUAAGGGUUUGCAGGAACUCAACUACAACUUUCAGACCAUUAUAUUGCCGGAAGCGAUCAAGACCAUUGUCACGGAGGAACCGAGUGUUAUGCGAAUGAUAAGCGAGCUCGGUGAGAUUAUAAUACUGACCGGAAUACCCCUUGGUGAUAUAUUGGCGCAACUCGAGAUGCAUCUCCGAUUCACCGUAAUGGAGAUGGAAAGCCCGCAUGCGGUAGUACAGAAUAUAGUGAUGAACAUGAGAUUACGAUUCGAGGCGUUAUUGUCGCGACAGGCGGAAGUUCAGGAUUUUAACCAAGAGGAAACUUUGACGCCGGGUCAGAUGUUGUUGAUGGGUUUUAACGGUCUGUUUGAAAAAUUGCAAAUGGAAGGUAACGCUUUAGUGGCUACCCUGAGUUCCUUGGACAUUCCGAUGAAUUGGAAGAAAAUCGAUCAAAUACGCGAGGCCAAAGAGAUGUCGGCGCCCAUUUUCAACAAAGCGGCCCGACAAGUUCUCGAAGACAUAUUCCUGAUCAAGAGAUUGCAUACUAUACAAGAAUUUUUUAUGAUGUGCAGAGAUAUUGCUACCGCAUUUAAGGGUGGGUUGGCGAAUGUAUACGAUGACGAACGGCUCAACAAACCCGUCCGUGUGUUCACGGCCGAUUAUGUUUCGAGGCAAUUGCUCGGCGUGACGUCGCAAACGUUGGGGAUUGCCUUGUGUUUUUUGCUGCAGCGAAUGGGCCUGAAUGUAACCACUGAGAUCGAACAAAGAGACAUUGGAGCAGAGAGCAAAGUUUCGCUGGAGGAGCUCUGUCGGAAGAUGGUAGACCUGUGCUUGAAAAAGGGCUUGUUCUCAACCUCGGUCUUGACGCAAGCAGGCGCGUUGAGUAGUACUUUGGAAAGCGCUUGGCGACGGAAACAGGCUGCUAGAUUAGCGCAGCAGAGCGCCGAGGUAGCCAGAGUCAGUCUUCAGAGACUUCAACUUCAACAGACAGCUUAUCAUUGGUUACACGAGGAUAUUCUAAUAAUGAGACCCAAUAUCAGUCCAAUUAAUCCAAUGAAUCCAAUGAAUCCGAUGCAUCCUAUGAACCGUCUAAAUCGCUCUACCUUUAUGCUAGAGUUACGAAAAAAGGCAGCGAAACUGUCCAAUUUGCAGUCGCGAGUGUGCGAGGCACGCGAACAACAACAAAAUCUUGUUUCGAGUGCUAUACAACGUCUUAAAUGGGCUGCCGGCGCCAAUCCAGCACUUGGUGAAGUCAUGUCUGCAUUUGACAACGCGGUAUUGUCAUCUUGCGAUAAGUUGACUAGACAACACAAUCUAGCCGUAAUGGUAGUGAACACAUGCAAUUCUAUAUUGCACUACGAGGCCUUGAGGACCAGGACGUCGGAGAGUGUAACGCAUGAUGCCAAUCUGGCGAAAUUGAUCAAGCAUUGGGAGGAAAGUUGCGUGCUAACGUGCAACCUUAACAUCACUGUUUCCAUGAUAGAGGAAAGUCUUGUACAGCUGCUACAGCUGGAAAACAAUGUGGACACCACGUGGUUGAAGCAGGCUGAGAAAAUCGUGUCCGAAGUAAUAAUCGACACUCAGAAGAAGCUGCAGGAGAAACAAGAAGCUCUUUUCACGGCCGAAGAUUAUUUGAGAGAACGAGUAAUGAAUCUGCAGAACGUACUCGCCGAGCAUCACCGAUUAAUGUCGGACAUUCGAGCAUUGCUAAAAACAAUGGCCAAGCAAGAGAACAUUGAUGGUCUACAGGACUUUCUCUUCGCCUAUCGAUCCUUUACGGAGAACAUUUCGGCGAUAGUGAAGGAAUUAGAGUCCGAGAAUUUCGACUCGGCUCGUGGUAUGAUGAUGAAAAAAGAAUUGGAGGCGAUAGCGAUUAAAGUGCCCAGCCUGUACAAUCGAUUGCUGGAGUUUGCGAGUGAGCGCAACCUGAAUUUGGUCAAACCCGCAAGCAAUCUACCGAAGAAGAGGAGAAAGAAAAAGAAGGGAAAGCUGGUGCGGCAGAACAGCGUAUACCUGAGCCCGAAAAAGGGGACAUCACUGACUAGAGAUCCAACCACGGGUAAAGCCGUGCAAGAGCGGAACGCCUACGCGCUGAACGUGUGGCGCCGCGUGCGUAUGAAGCUAGAGGGCCGUGAUCCGCAAUCGUCACGCAAGUACACUACGGCCGAACAAGUAGAAUACGUGAUACGUGAAGCGCAGAGCACCGAAAAUCUGGCCCUGUUGUACGAGGGCUGGACACCGUGGGUCUGAACGAAUGACGGCUGGCGCUCGCGCGCCCCAAUGGCUCGACACUCGUCUCACACGGUAUUCAAAUUCGUACCGUCGUAUCUACGUCGUCCUACGUCGCCGUAGGAGGCAAAACACUCCGCUUUCGAAACCAGUUGAUGGAGUGUCCGGUAAAAACAUCAUCCGGGAAAUAAGUCGGUUUUACAGCUCGAUCGCGAUAUCGAUUCCUCCGGCGCGACAAUUGAAAACCCACUGUGCCGAGUGCCGAUUCUAUACUUUUCUCAAAAAUGAGGCUGACGUGCCUGCAAUCUAUUAUAUUUGGGGAUAUCUUUUUAUUUUUUUCUUUAAGGGGAAUGAGUAUAUACAAUAUCGAGCGAGCGCGAAUAAAUAAUAUUCUUUUGGAAGCCACGAAUUUUUGAGAGAAAUGUAGAAUCGGUCACGAAGAAUCCUUAACGGUGUAGUCGCGAGAAGUUCGGCUGACGAUAUUGAUGAGAAGUCCGAUGAUGAUGAUGAUGAUGAUGAUGAGGAAGAUGAUGAUGAAAGUCUCGAUAACGAUCGUUGUCAUAAACGGUCACACUGUUAAUUUAUUAUUGAUGGCUAACACGAGCUUGCCGUCGCGGCAUAAUGCUACCAUGCCAGAAAAGGAAAGCCUGGCGUUUUAAUCGAUGCAUUUAAAUCGAUUUGCACCGAUGUUACGUUAUAACUCUAGAUAUACGUAUGGUGUACACGCGAGCACACUUGACGAUUAAUUCAGAAUCCGAGAUUACAAAGGCUGCGGUCCACUUGACGCUACAAAUGCUUCGAAGCGUUUGAUUGACCAAUCAAAACAAAGAUUUUUACGAAUUGACCAAUCAAAGAACGCUUCGAAACGUUUGUAGCGUCAAGUGGACCGUAGCCACAGACAUACAUUAUUGCAUUACUUUUUAAUCGAGAUGAAAAAAUAAAACGAACCAACCCCUUUUAACAGAGAGAUUAAAAGUAAUCUGUUAUUAUUGAGUUAUAUGUAAUUAAACAAUUAAAUAUCUAAACUCGGCGCAUACACGUGCACGUGCGUGUAUAUUUAAAAAAAAAUGAAAUAAUUUCGCAGAACUAUUUAUUACCGAUUAACGAAACAAAAUUAUUUCUGUAACGGAUACACGCGUGACUUUGAAAGUUUGCCGUUUCGAUUCAUUUUGAGUUUUAUGGCGUUAGCAUCGGACGAUCUCAGCGAAAGAAGAAAUUCAUCAGCUUCCUAGCCAACAUUGACACUUGACAUAUUCUCGCUGCUCUCUGACGUCGUAUAUUUCGCCCAAUCAUUUUUUAAAUAUAUGCGGUCGCGCGUGAUAAGUAUUCUCUCACAUAUUGCAGAAGUAAUGUGACAAAGACUCCUUUCUUUCAAACUUUUUUAUCGCAAAUUUUAAAUUAUAAAUUGCAAAUUUAAUUUUAUAUAACUUAUUGGAUGUUAUAGAUGAUAAUACGAAACUGUUACGGAAACAAAAAUAGAAUCAUUUAUGGAAACGCAAUGAAAUUUUAUACCUAUACAAUCUUUGAAUUUUGUCUCUAACACAAAAUAUUUCGACAAAUUUUAUAUAACGAACAAUUACUAGUUUGGCGCAAACGGACUUUUUUGUGUAAGGAGAAAGAAUGGAGAAAAGAAGAUUCAUUACUUACCACAAAACAUUAUGUAAUAUUUAUACAAUAUAAAAUCCAUCUCCAUUAUAUUACUUGAUGCAAUAUGCUGAAACUAAUAUUAAUAUCAUGGAAACAAGCGAAAAUAUUUUUUGAGUGAGUGCUCGUUACUAAUUCAUCCGUAAGUAUUUCUAAUUCUUAUUGAAACAUUUCAGAAUCAUUUCCUAGAUGAAAAAGUUUGAGAAAUUUUAUUAGAAAAAAGUCUUGCAAAGCUACAAUGUGUUGUAAAAUAAGCUACUGUAUUACUAUUUUCGUAGAUGUUGAGAUGCUUUGAUUUUACAUCCAGUCCACUCAUUAAAAUUAGGGUCUCUCUGCCAGCCAUAUAUCGGAGGUGCAAUCACCACCAGGGUAUCUAUACAAAGAUUAAUAACACGAUAUGAAAUUUUUUUAUUGCACGAGAUAAAAUAAUAUUCUCUGGAAUGGAAAUUUUAAACUUUAUAUUAUAUUUAAGGCAGAAAUGAAUUGAAUUUAAGAAAUUGGCGUAUAUAAAUGAUUUAUGAAAUUAAAUAUGUUCAAUCUCAUUGAAAUUAGAAAUUAGAAUUGAUAAAAAGAAAAGAGCUGUAAAGAUUAUGUGAGUUUGUUCUUGGACAGUAAUAUAAAUAAAAUCUGAAAUUUAUUUCUUUUAA
This is a messenger RNA of Monomorium pharaonis (pharaoh ant), 13841 nucleotides long. RefSeq names its product serine/threonine-protein kinase SMG1 (gene nonC). Gene Ontology annotation, cellular component: TORC1 complex; TORC2 complex; nucleus. The record is from RefSeq and is a predicted model, not a curated record. Gene Ontology annotation, molecular function: protein serine/threonine kinase activity; protein binding. Lineage: Eukaryota; Metazoa; Arthropoda; Insecta; Hymenoptera; Formicidae. Bases 631 to 11571 code for a protein of 3646 amino acids. Gene Ontology annotation, biological process: negative regulation of macroautophagy; phosphorylation; TOR signaling. The transcript has 16 exons.